Nanorana parkeri is the source of this 1236-nucleotide messenger RNA. RefSeq names its product growth factor independent 1B transcriptional repressor (gene GFI1B). The record is from RefSeq and is a predicted model, not a curated record. Gene Ontology annotation, biological process: regulation of transcription by RNA polymerase II. Gene Ontology annotation, molecular function: DNA-binding transcription factor activity, RNA polymerase II-specific; RNA polymerase II cis-regulatory region sequence-specific DNA binding. Lineage: Eukaryota; Metazoa; Chordata; Amphibia; Anura; Dicroglossidae. The transcript has 7 exons. Bases 1 to 1236 code for a protein of 411 amino acids. Gene Ontology annotation, cellular component: nucleus.
AUGGCUUCCCGGAGAGAUGGCCCCAUGCCUCCCCAGGCUGACCUCUCUCCUUCAGUUCCUUGCAGCGGACCCCAGACCCCGCCGCUCCGCCAGGACAACUCUGUUUCUCCGCUCCCCAGCACACAAGCUGUUUACCUCACAGCUCCUCAGGGCGCCGCCAUCUUGCAUCGCAGCGCUUCCCUCUUCCGUCCUUCUCCUUCCGCCGAAGACACAAAAAAAAUGCCUCGCUCCUUUUUGGUGAAGACAAAGAAGACUCAUAGCUACCAACAGCACCGCUACAUAGAUGACAGGUCGAUGCCCGGCGAUGACCCAGUCCCAGCUUUAUGUCAUGAUCAGCACUCUAAGGAUCCACCAGAAGGACCUCUACUGUGCAAUGACGUCAAAGAAAACAGCCCCGAAGACCUGGCCAUGAACAAGUCUCACCAAGAAGAUGAUAAGGGGAAGUCAACAUUCCUGACUAAAAGUAACUCAAACCCGUCCACUCCAGGCAUUUCCCUGUCCUUGCUUCCUCUAAAGACCUACAGUUCUCCCGCUUUGUCUGCCUUCUACAAGCAGAACUUCUCCUGGGACUCCAUACACUCAGCAUACAGCUUCAAGCACAUCCCAUCCCAUCUACACCCCUCCAUGCUGCAGCACUCCAUAAACUUGUACAAUAGUUCCUCUACGGCUGACUCAGUUUAUGAUCACCCUCUUAAUUACAGCAUGGGGUACACUUCAGCCAUGGAAACCUAUCACUGUGUUAAGUGCAGCAAAGUCUUUUCUACGUCCCAUGGUCUUGAGGUACAUGUGCGAAGAUCUCACAGUGGGACCAGGCCAUUUGUUUGUGAUAUUUGUGGAAAGUCAUUUGGUCAUGCAGUGAGCCUGGAGCAGCACCUGAAUGUCCACUCACAGGAAAGGAGCUUCGAGUGCAAAAUGUGUGGAAAGACGUUUAAGCGCUCCUCUACCUUGUCUACCCAUCUGCUUAUCCACUCUGACACGCGGCCCUACCCCUGUCAGUUCUGCGGCAAGCGUUUCCACCAAAAGUCCGACAUGAAGAAACAUACUUACAUUCACACAGGAGAAAAGCCACACAAGUGCCAGGUCUGCGGAAAAGCAUUCAGUCAGAGCUCCAACCUCAUCACGCACAGCCGCAAGCACACAGGUUUCAAACCUUUCACCUGUGACCUGUGCGGUAAAGGCUUUCAGCGCAAAGUAGACCUUCGCAGACACAGAGAGAACCAGCACGGAUUAAAAUGA